GCUAUGUGAGAUCUUGGAGCGGAUAUCCGGUCUCUUUUUCGUGGCGGACCGUCGUUGGGCCGGUUUGCAAAAUGAAGCUCAACAUCUCGUUCCCCGCCACUGGCUGCCAAAAGCUUAUCGAGGUGGAUGAUGAACGCAAACUGCGUACCUUCUAUGAGAAGCGCAUGGCCACCGAGGUGGCUGCUGACCCCCUUGGAGAUGAGUGGAAGGGUUAUGUGGUGCGCAUCAGCGGAGGCAAUGACAAGCAGGGCUUCCCAAUGAAGCAGGGCGUGCUGACUCAAGGCCGUGUGCGCCUGCUGCUCAGCAAGGGCCACUCUUGCUACCGUCCCCGCAGGACUGGCGAGCGCAAACGCAAGUCUGUCCGCGGCUGCAUCGUUGAUGCUAACCUCAGUGUUCUCAACUUGGUCAUUGUCAAGAAAGGCGAGAAGGACAUCCCCGGGCUGACCGACAGCACCGUUCCCCGUCGCCUUGGUCCCAAAAGGGCCAGCAAGAUCCGCAAGCUCUUCAACCUGGCCAAGGAGGAUGAUGUCAGACAAUAUGUUGUGAGGAGACCCCUGACUAAAGAAGGCAAGAAGCCAAGAUCAAAGGCUCCCAGGAUCCAGAGACUAGUGACCCCUCGUGUGUUGCAGCACAAACGCCGCCGCAUUGCCCUUAAGAGGAAGCGCACCCAGAAGAACAAGGAGGAGGCAUCAGAGUAUGCCAAGCUUCUGGCUAAGAGGAUGAAGGAGGCCAAAGAGAAGCGCCAGGAACAGAUCGCCAAGAGGCGCCGCCUUUCUUCUCUCAGGGCAUCAACAUCCAAAUCAGAGUCUAGCCAAAAGUGAACUCAAAGUCAAAUAAAGUAAUGUUUGGUCUAAA
This is a messenger RNA of Syngnathus typhle (broad-nosed pipefish), 855 nucleotides long. It is a transcript of the gene rps6, whose product is annotated as ribosomal protein S6. Gene Ontology annotation, cellular component: ribosome. The transcript has 6 exons. Gene Ontology annotation, molecular function: structural constituent of ribosome. Gene Ontology annotation, biological process: translation. Lineage: Eukaryota; Metazoa; Chordata; Actinopteri; Syngnathiformes; Syngnathidae. The record is from RefSeq and is a predicted model, not a curated record. The coding region runs from base 72 to 821 and encodes 249 amino acids.